AAAAAUCUGUUCUUUGUUGCACUGACUGUAAUUACAGUGUUAAUACUGACAAGAGAAGAGGAACGGUAUUUCCAUUCCUCUGUAUGUCUGUACAUAUGGUGGUACUGACAAUAAAGAACCUUGAACCAUGAAUAAUGGUAUUUUGCCAGGUUUUGCAGUGCACCACUCACCACUGUCCUGGGGUGGGAUGUAAACUCCGGGCAGGAUGAAUGAGGAAAAUUCCUGCAGUGAAUAGAAAGGCUUACAGUUUGUGAAGAAUGUUUUUGAAUCUAUUCAGCACGGUGACAUCUGUACACCUCCUUCAUUUAUGUAGAAGCAUUUUAUUUUAUUUUCCCUCCAUAUUUACACUGAUAUGCUGAUAAAUUUUCUCGAAAUGAAUUUAAAGUCACACACGAAUCCAGGAGAUUUGGCAGUAGAACUCUGAUAAGAAACGCUCAUCUUGUUGUUCGUACUGUGUUCAUGACAGCCGUAACUGAACCUGAACCUGAACUUCACUGGAGGUUAAUGUUUAAAAAUUUCAGACCUUUGAGAUCAUCAAGUCUCACUCUGGCCAUUAAAAGUCAGAUAAGUGUGCAUCAUUCACUCCUCUCCUGCUCUGUUUCGUUCAGUCCGAUUCCAGAAAGUUCACUCGGAUUAGUCUGCUCUACAGACGGAGAGAAGUUCGAUUUCUGGAUCCGGAGAUUUGGACUCAGUCAGAUCGGACUGGACGAGAUGAGGAUACACUCUUUCAAUGUGACAUUUCCAUCAAAACCAGACUCCUCUCCGAGUAUUUCCAGUGAAGAUUCCAGCCCCGGAUUUGAACUCAGCAAUGAUACGGACACUCAGAGUCUCCGCCAAGACCAAAGAACGUCAGAAGGUCAUUCUGUUACACUGGAAUAGUGAGACUUCACCACAGAGCUGCUGAGUCCUGCUCUCUGAUUGGUGGAUCAGAACACCGCUUCUCAUGCUCCAAACCGCACAACGACAUGACCGCUGCAUUAUUAAACCUGGAGUGUAAGAUAUGUGGAGAUCGAGCCUCGGGGUAUCACUACGGUGUGUACGCGUGUGAAGGAUGUAAGGUAACUAACACAAUUAAAGAAACAGUCUGGAGAAAAUCGGGUUUCUUCCGGAGAACCGUGCGAUUAAACCUGAGGUAUAAAGUCUGCAGCCAGAAGUGUCCAGUCCACAAAAAGAGCAGGAACAAGUGUCAGUUCUGCCGGUUUAAGAAGUGUGUUCUGGCAGGAAUGUCUCACACCGCAAUCCGGUUCGGGAGAACGCCUCUCGCCGAGCGGGAGAAGAUGUUCAUGGAGUUCCACGUGCUCGUACGUCAGCUGGAACCCAAGUCAGAAAAACAACAAGCGCUGACCAGGAGUUUAUACGAUUCCUACCUUGAAAACUUCCCGAUGACGAGGAGCAAAGCCAAAUCCAUUUUAUCGGGAAAAGACGGAGAUCUGUUCGUGAUCCAUGACAUGAAGUCUCUGAUGGCCGGAGAGGAGUUCCUGAAGCGGAAGCUGUCGUCCGUGUCCACUCUGUUCCCUGCCGCCGAGCUGGAGCUGUCCAUGUUCCGCCGGGUGCAGUACGGCUUGGCCGAGGCUGUGCGCAGACUCACGCAGUUCGCUAAGAGCGUCCCGGGCUUCAGAGACCUGGAGCUGAGUGAUCAGAUAACCAUGCUGAAGUACAGCGCCCUCGAGGUGAACAUCAUCCACCUGAGUCACCUCACCAACAAGGACGGCGUGCUGAUGGCCGAGGGAAGCGUCUUCAUGACCCGAGAGUUCAUCAAGAGCCUCCGCAAACCCUUCUGUGACAUGAUAGAGAUCAAGUUUGACUUCCUGGCUAAGUUUAGAGCACUCGAGCUGGAGGACUGCGACCUGGCACUCUUCAUCGCUGCGGUCAUCCUGUGUGGCGAUCGGCCGGGUCUGGUGAACCCCAAAGCCAUCGAGGAGCUCCAAGACGAGGUUCUUCAGGCUCUGGAGCUCCAGCUGAAGGUUCAACAUCCCGAGUCUCCUCGCCUCUUCGCUAAACUGCUGCAGAAGAUGACGGACCUGCGCCCGCUGGUGGCCGAACAUGUACGCAGCAUCCACCUGCUGAAGAAGAGCGAGAUGGACCUGUGUCUUCACCCACUCUUACUGGAGAUCAUGCAGGACCUCCACUAG
This is a messenger RNA of Hemibagrus wyckioides, 2132 nucleotides long. Its product is annotated as peroxisome proliferator-activated receptor gamma-like. Gene Ontology annotation, cellular component: nucleus. The transcript is spliced from 6 exons. NCBI's taxonomy places the organism in Eukaryota, Metazoa, Chordata, Actinopteri, Siluriformes, Bagridae. Gene Ontology annotation, biological process: negative regulation of transcription by RNA polymerase II; cell differentiation; negative regulation of inflammatory response. The record is from RefSeq and is a predicted model, not a curated record. Gene Ontology annotation, molecular function: nuclear receptor activity; RNA polymerase II cis-regulatory region sequence-specific DNA binding; zinc ion binding. The coding region runs from base 966 to 2132 and encodes 388 amino acids.